Messenger RNA from Naegleria lovaniensis, 2907 nucleotides. RefSeq lists its product as uncharacterized. The coding region runs from base 1 to 2907 and encodes 968 amino acids. NCBI's taxonomy places the organism in Eukaryota, Heterolobosea, Eutetramitea, Acrasida, Naegleriidae. The transcript has a single exon. The record is from RefSeq and is a predicted model, not a curated record.
AUGAAACGAAAAGGCUUUGUCUCAUCGUCUUCUUCAAGCAGUAACGGAAAUGGUAGAAAGACCAUUUCGUCCUCCUCUUCAUCCAUGAUGUCAUCCACUUCAGCACUCCUUUCCUCUCCUCCCAUCAAACAAGACAAGAAACGUGUGCGACGAGUUUCCUUCUCCACUAAACAACCCGAUAUUCAAAUGUUUGAACCUGCCAAAUCUCCCACUCAACUCAAAGCUCGAUCCAAGACUGCUUCCAUGAAUGGCAACCAUAAUGGAAAGCAACCACUAGUUUCUCAAGCGGAUCAAUCGGAAGACAAGGAAAAUGCUGUAAACUUUUCUCUCGAGUUUGGAAAUCCAGCAACAACGGUUGAACAACAUGCCUCCCAAACAUCAUUAGGUAAAUCCAUCUUUGAUGAUGACGAUGAUGAAGUAGAUGCUGCUCUUCAUACUGCACCCAAACAAAGCAUUAGUACUAUGGAAUUCACUGAUUUUGUCAAUGAACCAGUCUUGAACGAAGAAGAACAAACCAUGGAAUUUACUCAACUCAUUCCAACGAAUAUCAGCGUACUCGAGAAUGAACUAACCAACAUGAGUCUAUCCUCUUCUAGGAAUAACCACACUACAAAUACUGCAACUAGUACUUCCUCAUCAUCAGUUGCAACUCAAAAAAAGCCUUCCUAUAAGCCCAAUCUAACAAUUCCAGUUCAUCAUGAUUCUUCACGAGUAGAAGAUCAUGGAGAUGCCUUUAAUGAUUUCAACUUUGAUGGUCCGACUCCAGCUCCAGCCAUUCCUGAUUCUUCGUUUUUGUUUGGAAGUGUGGAGGUGGAUGAAGACGGCAAUGAGGUCAUGAUGAUGGAUCAAUCCAUAUUGAAUCAAUCUCAAUUGAGUAAUGGUGGUGUUGGUGCUUCUCAUGAAGCGUCUGAUGAACAACAGCAGCAGCAACAACAACAACAACUAGAUCAGGAACAACAAGAACAGCCACUAGCCUUGAAUGGUGUGGUUGCUAGUGCUGCAACUUCUCUUCAACCAAGUCAUGUACAAGAACAACAACAACACCCUCAACAAGGAUCAACACUGAAUCAAGCAGCAAUGGCCUCCUCUUCAUUGGUUCCUUCUUCUUCUCUGAAUCCUUCAUCCAUAAUGUCAUUUGGAAACUUCAACUCGUCCCAGAUGAAAGUUACUGAUUUUGCCUCCAUCUUCUCAAACCUCAAUUCUAAAUCUUUACUCAAUACAAGUGUGCAUGACAUGAGCAUGACCACCUUGUUUGAUCACGUAGAUGAGGUACCACCACUCGAUGAAGACACCACUCGAAACAUCACUGCUCAGAAUAUUACUGGAGAAUUGAAUCAAGAUUUAAAGUCUUCGGUUGCUACUAGUACCACUGCUGUUGGAGGAAGCACGAGUGAACAACCAACGAGCUCCAAUGCUACAAGCAGCAUGAAUAACAGUGUUCUUUUGAGUAGUGUGGCGUCCUCUCUUGGUAAAAUGACUAAAUAUUCCAUUGCUGACUUUUGGUCACACAUGUCCAUUCGAUUCCUCACCACCAUUACGGAUCGAAAAUCUAUUGCUCCUCCACAGAAUGCAAGAAAUGCAUCAAGAUUUCAAGACGUAGAUUCGAUGCCAAGUGAAGAGCUCUUGAGUGAAUACCGAAAGAUUGUCGUUCGUAAUGAUACUUUGGAUCGAAUGAUUGAAACCACAAAGAAAAAGAUUGAAAGAACUGAAAAAGAUAUUACAGAGAAGGAAACGUAUCUAACCUAUCAUGAACCUGUGGUUGUACACUCGGCCAUGUCUAAAACAAAGAAUUUAGACAUUCCAAACAAUGUUCGAAUUUCUCUUCAGAGCGCAAAGAAUGGUGCCAAUGUAGAAAAGUUCAAACUCAAAUCAGAAGGCGAAAACGUGAGACGUCAAUUGCUCAUUGAUGAAAUCUAUGGAGUGGAUGAACAACUUCAGGUGCUUGAAAAGUACACAAGACAUUAUGAAUAUUUAAUUUCCAAUUUACAAAGUGAAAUUGAAAAUAGGAAGAAUGCAAAGAAGAAAGCAGCUCAGCCACAACCUCAGCCUCAACAACCACAACAACCACAAUCUCAGCCACAACCUACCUCAAAACCAAUAUCCCAAUCCUCUAACAUUGCUGCAGUACCAAGUAACAACCCUCAACCUCAGCAAGUGACCAAUGUUCCAAACUCCACCUCAACUGCUCCCACUACCACCACUCGCAGACGACCCAAAUCUGAACGUCUCUCACUCUCUGCACAAGACUUGCUCAUUUCCAAUCCAAAUUUAUUGAGCCUGGUGAAAAACAAGCUUGUGCCAUUCACUGUAAAUCGAAAGCAUCACAAUUUAGUCUUUGAAUUUCCCAAGUUUUCUGACUAUGCAGAAUACCAAAAACCUUUAACCGUAGAUAUCAAAUUUAACCCACAAGACAAGUCCAUUGUGAAUGUAAAGAUUGUACCAUGCUCCAGUUCAAUAUCCUCGAACACUAUGGAUGAAAUUGAAGCGAAUUUAUUCAAACUGAUUGAGGUUCAUAUUGUGACCAUUAUUAAGAGGUUCAACUACACACGAUAUUUACCAAUCAUUGUUUCCAUCAUGUCUUCUCAAUUCCAAUUUCUGUAUUUAAUCAUGAAAGAACUUCGUAUUUUAAGGAGUAGAGGCGUUGACGUUGGUUAUGACCACCUGUAUCCACUCUUAUUGUUUACCUCUUGUCAGAUGCAUGAAGACGAGUCGGGAAAUCAUUAUCUUGAAUUGAGAGCCAAACAUGAACACCACCAACUACGAAUGACCGUUACAUGUAGAGAUGGCUCCUUAGAAUUUGUAUGGACAGAUCCAAGAAAUCAAGAACAAUUCUUGGAUCGAUUUGUUUAUGACUGUAAUUUAUUGAGACGAGUGAAUGGAUGGAUUCGAAAAUGCGAACAAUUGUAA